ACUUCCGGUGAGAAUUUUCAAAAUUAAACUCGAACUAAACAUCUAGAGGGAUUUGUACUAAAAUAAAACAAUUUAAUAAAUUACAGAUAGCAGCGUAUAAUAUACAUUUUUUUCUUUUAACUAAAAAGCAACACUACAGUCUUACCACUUAUUUUCUAAAGCUGGAAACAGAUACAUUUAAGAGUGAUGAUACAUACUUGCAGCUGUGCAGCCAAAAUUAUGGGUCAUGGAUGCAAACUCCUUCCUAAAUAUAGUUUACAGCUGUGCUUAUUAUUCACCUACAGCAUAGCCAGACGAACCUGUCAGGCAAACGCUUCCUGCUAACAGGAAACUGUGAAUGCCCUGUUACCUCCAACAUCCUGAUAAUCCUGUACCUCCGCAAAUGCUGUUCUAGGUAAAAAAAAUAUAUGGAGUUAUGUGCUGCAAUGUUUUUGAGACAACUCUAGAUGUGACGUCAAAAGAUAACAACAGACAACUUAAUGAUGUGACUAAGUCAUAGUGAAGCUUAUCACGGGAAACGGUGCUAAACAGACUAAAUCUAAAAUCAGCUCAGACACGACACAAGUACUCCGAAUAGAUUUUUCACAUUUUACACAGCAUUUAUUAAACAUUCAAACUAAUGAACCUGAUGCUUGAUAACGUUUGAUAAUAUUUUUUUAUAAUGAGAGCAUGGACAACACCCCUCCCUGGCCCUGCAUUGCAGCUUAAACUUUACUGACGGUCACUGAAUGCAGCGUUUCCUCCAUGGAGAUUCAUGUGGCGGGAGACACAUCGCUCGCAAGCUUCAUUUAAGUAUUCGUAGUUGUAUACACUGGAUCAAAACACAAUGAAUCAUUUGAAGAACAUAAAAGACAUAUUGAGCAUUCCAACUGGAAGCAGAAAUGUGGCCACCAGCGGAUACUCCAGUUUCGCAGACUCUCAGUUUUUUCUUGGGUCUCAGUUUUGGCCUGAGAAUUUUCAAGGCACGUCUCAAGAUAUGAGUUUAUCCCAACAAAGUUCCCUAGAGGGAAGUGAGCCAAAGUUCUCAAACAGUUAUCACACUAAACCUCUCUUAUUUGGAGAACUGAAGGACAAAACAAGAACAUUUGGAAUUCUGGACAAAUUUGAAGAGAACAGAAAAAAGGCGAAAGAGAAACAUGACACUGAUGUAUUGGCUGCAGACUGUCAUGAUAUUAGAGAAACUCUCAAAAAUAUCCAGCAAGUGGUUGCUGACACUGAGAAAAAUACAACCGUGUGUCAAACAGUUCUUGAAAGAUUUGACAGUUUUGCAUCUACAUUAAAAAACAACCUAAAUGGACUUCAGAGUGACAUUUCUAGGCAGUUUGAGACUUUGUUGAAUGAAGUUAACUCUCAAAAAGGUGAGAUGAGAAACCUAGAGGAGACGAUGAAAAAGGGUGAAGCUACCACAGCAGAGCAUGGUUCGAAUCUGCAAAUCUUAAAGAGUAGCCUGCAGAGUCUGAAAGAGGAGCAGGAAAAAGGCAGCCACGUGCUUGAAGAGGCCCUGAAGCUGCUGAGCACCCUAGUUUCAGAGCAUUCAGCUAAAAUCGGUCCUGAGAGAGUAAUGGACAGUGCAAUUCAGACGUCACCAGGGCUGGAACAGUCACUCUCAAACAGCCUCCAGGAAAACAAGCUUGAAGGCACACAGCCUUUAUGUGCAUCACAAAACCUUCAACACAUUCAGUUAGAGGUUCCGCCCCAGAAUCCCUCCUACGUCAUAGAUAAGAGGAAAUUCACUCAGAAAACGUAUAGGAGGGGCAAGAAGAGGCCGCUGGUGCACUCACAAAAGAGAAGGUGUAUCUCAGAUGAAAAUGAUAAAUCAUUUAAAAAUCAUAAUAUGUCUACCAAUCUCAGUGAGCACAAUGACGUAAAAGCGGUAACUAGUCGAAAUAUUCCAGACUCAGAUUGUACCAGAACCACAGCAACUCUGAACCAAAAUUCACCGAAGGUGAAGUCCAGUGAAGCUGUAGGGUGUAUAAUCACCCCUUUUAGUGGCUGGUCUCAGGACAGCAACAGCUCUGCAUGCCUCCCAGGAUUCCAACCCAUUUUACAGAAGCUGUCAGAUGAGUCCACAAUAGGAACUCCAGUGAAAGAAAACCUCUGGCAAUUGUUUAACAUGGACUGUGAUUCUGAUUUCUGAGGGUUUUAGAUGAUGAGAAAAAUGACUUGGUGAACAGAAAACAUUUCUUUUCUUAUGUUUCAUGUAUUUAGUUUAUUAAGUUAUGGUUUCUUCAACAUGAAACACGUUUUAAUGAGAAAGACAUUAUUGCACAUAUUAGUAUAUCAGCUUGUAUUCUUUUUCUAGAAAAUAGUUAAGUGUCUCUGUAGAAAAAUAAAAAUUCUGUAUUCUAGUUUUAAAUGUAUUAUUCAGAAUAAAGGGGCUUUGCAAACAACA
Betta splendens (Siamese fighting fish) is the source of this 2392-nucleotide messenger RNA. It is a transcript of the gene iho1, whose product is annotated as interactor of HORMAD1 1. Bases 827 to 2137 code for a protein of 436 amino acids. The record is from RefSeq and is a predicted model, not a curated record. Gene Ontology annotation, biological process: meiotic DNA double-strand break formation; homologous chromosome pairing at meiosis; DNA recombination. The transcript has 8 exons. Gene Ontology annotation, cellular component: condensed nuclear chromosome. Lineage: Eukaryota; Metazoa; Chordata; Actinopteri; Anabantiformes; Osphronemidae.